Lingula anatina is the source of this 3237-nucleotide messenger RNA. RefSeq names its product vacuolar protein sorting-associated protein 35. The record is from RefSeq and is a predicted model, not a curated record. Lineage: Eukaryota; Metazoa; Brachiopoda; Lingulata; Lingulida; Lingulidae. Gene Ontology annotation, biological process: retrograde transport, endosome to Golgi; intracellular protein transport. Gene Ontology annotation, cellular component: retromer complex; retromer, cargo-selective complex; late endosome.
UUUUGCACAAGUCACGUGAGUAGGAAGUACAAAAGUCCAAGAUGCCGAACACGGCCCAGUUGUCACCACAGGAGGAGCAGGAGAAGCUGUUAGAUGAGGCACUUCAGGUGGUGAAGGCACAGUCCUUCCAGAUGAAACGAUGUCUGGACAAAGGCAAGUUGAUGGAUGGGCUAAAACAUGCCUCCAAUAUGCUAAGUGAACUGAGGACUUCCAUGCUUUCACCUAAAAGUUACUAUGAGCUUUAUAUGUCAAUCACUGAUGAACUGCGCCACCUGGAGAUCUACCUGGUGGAUGAGUUCCAGAAGGGAAGGAAGGUAGCCGACUUGUACGAACUGGUGCAGUAUGCUGGGAAUAUUGUGCCAAGACUAUAUCUAUUAAUCACAGUGGGCGUGGUGUACAUCAAAGCCAACGAGCUCUCCAGAAAGGACAUUCUGAAAGAUCUGGUAGAGAUGUGUCGAGGUGUACAACACCCCCUCAGGGGCCUCUUCCUCAGGAACUAUCUCCUACAGUGUACCAAGAAUGUACUGCCUGAUGCUGAGGAAGAAGUGGCAGCUAGUGGGGAUCCAGAAUCUGGCACUGUCAAAGACUCCAUUGAUUUCAUCCACCUGAACUUUGCUGAAAUGAACAAAUUGUGGGUGCGCAUGCAGCACCAGGGACAUACGCGCGACAAAGACAAGCGUGAGCAGGAGAGACGCGAGCUGCGUAUCCUUGUUGGUACUAAUCUGGUUCGCCUCAGCCAGUUAGAGUGCGUUGACAUGGAGAUGUAUAAAAGGCAUAUCCUGACUGGUGUGUUGGAGCAGACAGUAAGCUGUAGAGAUCCCAUAGCACAGGAAUACUUGAUGGAGUGCAUUAUACAGGUAUUUCCAGACGAGUUCCACCUCCAAACGCUGACCGGGUUCUUAAAGGCCUGCGCUGACCUUCACCCUGAUGUCAAUGUCAAGAACAUCAUCAUAGCUCUUAUUGACAGACUUGCCCAAUUUGCCAACAAAGAGGAAGGUGUUGGUAUACCACAAGACAUCCAACUUUUUGAUAUAUUUUCACAGCAGAUUUCUCAAGUCAUUCAGAAUCGUCCUGAUAUGCCUCCUGAAGACAUCGUUUCCCUACAGGUGGCGCUGAUCAACCUGGCUCUGAAGUGUUACCCAGACAGGGUGGAUUACGUGGACAAGGUCCUGGAGACCACCGAGGAGAUCUUUAACAGGCUCAACCUGGACCACAUAGAGAAUUCCAGUGCAGUUUCCAAGGAGUUGAUGCGCCUUAUGAAGAUCCCAGUGGACAGCUAUAAUAACAUACUGACCGUUCUGCAGCUGGAGCACUUCGGUCCACUCUUUGAGUACUUUGACUUUGCUGCCAAGAAGAGCAUGAGCUCGUACAUAAUAGUAAAUGCAUUAGACAAUGAUAUAAAGAUACCAUCACAGGAACAGGUUGAUGCAAUAUUGAACUUGGUGGCGCCACUGGUUUGUGACCAAGAAGGACAGCCCCAAGAUGAUAUCGACCCCGAAGAUUUUGCAGAGGAACAAGGCCUGAUGGGAAGGUUAAUUAACCUAAUGCAGGCAGAAGAUGCUGACCAACAAUAUUUGAUCUUGAAUGCGGCCAGGAAACACUUUGGGAACGGUGGGAACAUGAGGAUUAAGUACACCCUGCCUCCAUUGGUGUUUGCAGCCUACAAAUUGGCUUUCAAGUACAAAGAACUAGAAGAAGAGGAUGAUAAGUGGGAGAAAAAAUGUCAGAAGAUUUUCCAGUUUUGUCACCAAACGAUAGGAGCCCUGAUAAAGGCAGAGAUGGCCGAGGUCCCACUGAGACUCUUCCUUCAGGGAGGUCUGGCUGCUGGAGAGAUAGGAUUUGAAAACCAUGAGUCUGUAGCAUAUGAAUUCUUGUCACAGGCAUUUUCACUGUACGAGGAUGAAAUCAGUGACAGUAAGGCGCAGCUCUCUGCCAUCACUUUAAUCAUUGCCACAUUUGAGAAAAUGAAAUGUUUUGGAGAAGAGAACCAUGAACCUCUGAGAACACAAUGCGCUCUGGCAGCCUCCAAACUUCUGAAGAAACCAGACCAGUGUCGUGGCGUGGCUACGUGCUCACAUCUGUUCUGGUCAGGCAAAACGCGAGAGUCCGAAGGGGAAGAGGUUCAGGAUGGUAAACGUGUGAUGGAGUGUCUAAAGAAAAGCCUGAGGAUAGCCAACCAGUGCAUGGACAGCUCUGUCCAAGUGCAGCUCUUUGUGGAGAUCCUCAACCACUACAUAUAUAUGUAUGAAAAAGGAAAUGACCAGAUGACGGUCCAGGUGCUAAAUCAACUAAUCGGAAAGAUUCGUGAAGACUUGCCGAACUUAGAAUCCAAUGAAGAGACUGAGCAGAUUAAUAAGCAUUUCCAGAACACCAUUGAGCAUUUAAGACUGAGACAGGAGUCACCAGAGAAUGAUGGACCUACUUAUGAAGGUCUCAUUCUUUGAUGUUUCUACAAUCUCAUUAAUGGGAAGUGGACUUUCGAUAUUCUGUGUUCUGGAAAUUUCACAAAAAAAUAUCCUCCAAUUAACUGCAUCAAAAAGUGUUGUUAGCAUAAUCUAUCUGGAUGAUUACUUUGGUGUUAGUUGGAUAUUGUACGUUUUACGUCGGUUCUGUAUGCCAUAUUAAGUAAAAUGUUCAUACAAGGAUAGGAUUCAUAUGGGUCUUGAAGAAAUAUGUACCACCAUUGACCCUUUAUCAUGAAAUUGAGCUUUUCUGGCCCCAGGAAGUUGACUCACUGGUCUGAGGUCUUCUAAUUGGUGUGAACAGAAUUUUUUUCAUAUAUUGACACUUGAUGGCAAUGUCACCUCUAAUUGAUCUACCUGAAUCAUGCAGUGAUGGGUGAAGAUUGAGUAUUGAAUGGUGAGCCUUUUGUUGGGAACUUGUUGCUGAAAGGGAUUCAGUUUAAAUGUCCCACUGCAUGUGAUAGCUCAGUAGACAUAAGGAGAUAGGGCCAAUUUCUCUUGUCAUUGUUCAUGUGUCGCUUUGUAAAACUUGGUUUUACUGGGGGUAAACCGCAGAGCCUUUAAUCCCCAUAGAUUGGGAAUUAGCCUAGAAUGCAGAUAGAUUACAAGUCACCAUGAGUUCAACUACAUCUGUAAGAAAUUACAUUUAUUUAAAACUAUUAUGUCAUAUAUGUACUGCAUGCUGCUAAGUGCAAAUUGUUUCAGCAAAAGUGAAAAUGAUGAAAAACCUUAAAAAUGAAUAAGAAAAAAAUAAAAAUGAAAUACUUAAGUGUAA